GGGGCCAUUGAAUUUGGAGAAGAAUCUGUGGACCGCUCAGGCGUUUAACGAGGACACCUCAUUGGGUCCUUUCUCGCUGCCUUCGCGAGCGGGAGGCUGUCCUUACCGGCUCCGGGCCGAGACGGCCGAGGUUCCGCUUGUUCACCGAUACGUGAUUUUCUGCUGUUUCUUGGCAAAAAUGGCAGCCAGUGAUGCUGUUCUCAAGAGACUGGAACAGAAGGGUGCCGAGGCAGAUCAAAUAAUUGAAUAUCUUAAGCAGCAGGUUGCUCUUCUUAAGGAGAAAGCAAUUUUGCAGGCAACUUUGAGAGAAGAGAAGAAACUUCGAGUUGAAAAUGCUAAAUUGAAGAAAGAAAUUGAAGAAUUGAAACAAGAGCUAAUUAAGGCAGAAAUUCAAAAUGGAGUAAAACAGAUACCAUUCCCAUCUGGUAUUCCACUGCAAGCUGAUUCUGCGGUUUCUGAAAAUGUGAUACAGUCUAUACCAAUAACAACCAUAUCUUCUGGUGCCAAAGAGCAGAUAAAAGGAGGAGGAGGAGAAGAAGAAAAGAAGAUGAAAGAGAAAAUUGAAAAGAAAGGAGAGAAAAAGGAGAAGAAACAACAGCCAGCAGGAGGAAGUGCUGACUCUAAGCCUAUUGAUGUAUCCUGUCUGGAUCUUCGAAUUGGUUGUAUCAUCACUGCCAGAAAACACCCUGAUGCAGAUUCUUUGUAUAUAGAAGAGGUAGAUGUUGGAGAAACAGUCUUAAGAACAGUUGUCAGUGGCCUGGUGAAUCAUGUUCCUCUUGAACAGAUGCAAAAUCGGAUGGUGAUUUUACUUUGUAACCUGAAACCUGCAAAGAUGAGGGGAGUAGUAUCUCAGGCAAUGGUGAUGUGUGCUAGUUCACCAGAGAAAGUUGAAAUCUUGGCACCUCCUGAUGGGUCUGUUCCUGGAGACAGAAUUACCUUUGAUGGUUUCCCUGGAGAGCCUGACAAGGAGCUGAAUCCUAAGAAGAAGAUUUGGGAGCAGAUCCAGCCCGACCUUUACACUAACGACGAAUGCGUGGCUACAUACAGAGGAGCUGCCUUUGAGGUGAAAGGGAAGGGCGUCUGUAGGGCUCAAACUAUGGCCAACAGUGGAAUAAAAUGAGAUCAAACACUUCGGUUACUGAAAUGCAUUAGAGAGAAGUUAACAAUAAAAGGAAAUAUAUUUGUCACUUGUACCUAAA
This is a messenger RNA of Balaenoptera acutorostrata (minke whale), 1199 nucleotides long. RefSeq names its product aminoacyl tRNA synthetase complex interacting multifunctional protein 1 (gene AIMP1). Gene Ontology annotation, molecular function: tRNA binding. The record is from RefSeq and is a predicted model, not a curated record. The coding region runs from base 179 to 1120 and encodes 313 amino acids. The transcript has 7 exons. NCBI's taxonomy places the organism in Eukaryota, Metazoa, Chordata, Mammalia, Artiodactyla, Balaenopteridae.